AUGGCGAGGCCGGAUUCUACAGCCUUGCUCGCGGCCUGCCUCAUACAGUGUACGAUCGUGCGCGGAAGCGUAUGCGUGGCAGAGUUCCAGGCUACAAGGGACCUCGAAGAUGAUCGUGCUGCGUGCACGGCCGCGUGCAACGCCGCGGGCUACUGCUGUACUGCGGACACAGGUGGUUGUGGUCAGCUGACCUGCAGCGCGGGCUGCCACAUUGCAUGGUACGCUGUUGCAGAAGACGAUUGCGUAGCGGAGUGCACCGAUGCCAACAGCGCGGGCCAGGGCGAGUGGCAGCACAGCGAUGGCACCAAUUUUCAGAAUUGUUUCGGCCAUGACACUUGCGGCUGUCCUUUAACGCCUGUUACGCCUGGCCAGUCGUGGGGAAGUGGCAACGACUGCUCUUCGAAUGCAUGUGCCAUGGGAUGCCAGCUGGCAUCGAGCGUCUUUGGACAUUCUUUUUAUUCAAUGGAACUGAGUGCGGAAGAGCAGCUGUCCCGUCAGGGCGAGCUCGAUUCGGACCAGGCUCUGCUGACAGCUGCGCUGGCCGACCUGCAGAUGCACGUGAGCGGUUUGUCUGUCAUGGGCGAGUCCCAGCUCUCCUCAGCAAAAACCACGGUCGAAGCGCAGAGCAAGCUCCUGAAGUUCAACUCGACCAUGAUCCAACUAGCCAUGGAUCUGAUCGACGCCUACGAGAUGUCAGACUCGCACGGCCCGCUUUUCAGCGCCGCGCACAACCCCGAUGGCUUUCUCAGAGCUGCGUCGCCAGACGAUGGUCACGCCACGGACCGCGCCAUGCUCGCAGUGCACCAGGCGCUUAUCGAUGAUGUCUAUGGUUGGCCGGGUCUCCUGGCGGAGUGCAACCGAGGGUUGUUCGAGGGCCGCGGGUGGCUCACCGCAGACUUCUACCCCGGCGCGGCCCCGCGGCCCGCAGACCGAAGCGAGCUUCCAUGCGCCACUGUGCCGUGCGCCGUCGCCCUCAACGCCACUGUGCCCCGUGCCUGGGGCCAUCCCACACAGUACUCCAUGGGCCAUGCUCGCCGUCCCACGGGGUUCUAUCUGAGCCCUGGCCAAUUGGUUCGGGUCUCGGUGCCCGAGAGCCUGGUCGACGCGGGGUACCAGGUGCUCGUUGGUUCCCACACGCACGACAACAGCGAAAAGGACCUCCACUUGCGGAUGGACCGUGUGACAGUGGCUCAGGCGAUCACUGCGGUGGACACUCUGGUGGGUAACCCGUUGGGCGGCGGCAUCUACAUCCUGGUUCCCUACCUCGCUGACCUCGGCGAGGUGUCGGUGAACAUCACGGGCGGCGUGGUGUCCUCCCCGCUUUUCCAGCGUACGGGCUUGCGCCUCAUGACGGACGGCGAAUGGCUCACCCAGCGGGCGGCGCCUGGUCCGUGGGCCGAUUUUGAGACCGACAACUUCAUGCUCAAUGUGCCUUCCUCGUGGGUCUACUCGUUCGAAGGGCCGACCUCUCUGCUGGAGAGCUACGACCUCGCAAUGGAGGGAAUGGCCGAGAUGUUCGGGUACCCGCCGGCUUACCGGCACGGUGGUGUGCACACAUUGUAUCUCCAACCAGACCGCCACAUUGCGCACCCCGCUUACGGCACAGGCUACCCGCAGGUCAACCAGUUGUGGGACCCAACAGAGUCUUACGACGGAAAUUACGACCAUUGGUACUUACGGGAUCCCAUGGGAUGGCCAGUUUGUUGGCAUGAGUUGGGCCACACGCAGCAGCGGCAGGACCUCACGUUCCAGUAUCGUGGGGAGACGGAGGCCAUCGUGAAUUUCUUGUACACGUACGUUGCGCACGUGAAGUUCGGUGUGGACUUCGACACGGCGUUCAAGUUGGGCAUUAGCCACAGCAACUACGAUCCAGACGACGCCGCUGUGCACUGGAUGAUCACGCCCAAUUUUCGCGACGGCAAUGAGAUGGACCAUUCGCACACCGAGCUUGACGAGUUCAGGUACCAGCAUCGCGGUUAUGGAAAGUACGCAGAUAUCGUUCGUCUGUUCGGCUGGGAGACGUUUACCUCCUUCUACCCAAGAU
Prorocentrum cordatum is the source of this 2044-nucleotide messenger RNA. The record is from the annotation of a GenBank genome assembly. NCBI's taxonomy places the organism in Eukaryota, Dinophyceae, Prorocentrales, Prorocentraceae.